This is a messenger RNA of Phymastichus coffea, 2798 nucleotides long. RefSeq lists its product as uncharacterized. NCBI's taxonomy places the organism in Eukaryota, Metazoa, Arthropoda, Insecta, Hymenoptera, Eulophidae. The coding region runs from base 279 to 2273 and encodes 664 amino acids. The transcript is spliced from 2 exons. The record is from RefSeq and is a predicted model, not a curated record.
AUGAAGGUAUACGCCGACCAUUAUAAUAUUUGCAAGUAGCAGUCGACCUUGUCACUUAAAUUUUCACUACUUACUUUAUUAAGUCGCACGUCUUACUAUAAAUAUCAUCAUUGCUGAAUCCAUUCAUUCACCUGCCUAUUGCCAACGUCGAUGAGGAUUACUAACCACUUGAGAUAUGUCUUUGUUGGCAGUUCGUAGUCAGGCUGUGGUUGGAGUAACAUCUGGUAAAAAAACAGGUGCAAGAGCACCUAUAGCAUUAUUCAUAUUCACUUUGAGGAAUGUUUUCGAUUCUUUGUAUAAUUGUGGUUGUGUUCUUGCAACUCGCCAGUGCACGGAAUGACAAUUUAUCAAAAAAUUACCAGUUUUCAAAUAAAACUCUAGUUGCGUCAGAUAUUUCAUUCGAUAACAAAACAUUGUUUUAUGCACUGUACACGCAGUCGUCAAAACAGUGCAGCGUUAUCCAAGAGGAUAAUCCUUUUACAAAUUAUUCAGUGACAAAAAAGUGUAAUUUUGUGCUUAAAGUUAACAAAAUACAGUUGAUAGUUGGUUUGGGUACGGAAAAAGCUAUUCUCAUCGCACAAGAUAUUGCAUCCAAAUCACUCAAAUUAAAAGCAAUCACUGUUCACAUCGCUGAAUGUAAAAUAAAAGAGGUAGAUUUAGUAGAAGUUCCGUCAGACUGGGUUAACCGUAAGCUUCACCGUGAUUACAUUGACGUUGUUGUGUCUGAACACGGGUUUGACGUGAUAAUUAAAGGCUUGAGUCAUCUUUGCACAAAAUCUGAUGCUAAAAUAUAUUGUGGAUUGAGCUUUGAUACCGAUGGAAACAAAAUUGAAGGCCCUCUAAUUUGGCCGAAAAUGGCUUAUGAGAAAAUUGAUCUAGUAUCACCCAUAAUGGCUGAUGCCACGGGACAAGGUUACUUUUUUGUUAACCGCGAUACGUCAUUGCUCGCUUUUCAACUGAAUCGAAAAGGUGGUCCGAAAUAUGUGAAAUUAUGGUACACGCCAAUACCACAUUCAAACCUUUGGAGAGAAGCCUAUUCGGUUGCGAAUCAUGUAGAUGGCAUGUGUUAUAACAUUAAUUCGAGCAUUGGUUGUUGGCAAACCGAUCAAGAAGGAGAAGUGAAAAUACAAAUGGAAUUUGAAUUUGAUCACAAAUUUAAAGCCAAUAUAAAACAGUGUAAUAUACCGCAAACUACAAAAAUUGAAGAAAGCACAACUCAGAUCAUAACAGAAGAUAUUAUGACGCAAGCUACCAAAAUACCACUUACAACUAUACAAGAAACGACAGUAGGAGAAAUCACUACGAAAGCUACUGUAGGAUUAGGAACUACAACAGCAGAUGUUACAACAAAUGAUACUGUAAUAGAAAAAACUACAGAAGAGGCUAUAAUGGAACCUGACACAGUCAUAGGAAUUACGGUAGAAGACACUACAACACAAAACACUAUAGCGCUAAAUGAUACAAAAAACAAUGAUGGGAACAAUAAUAAUCAGAGUAUAGAGGAUGUAACACAAGGCAACAUAAUAAUACAAGAUAGUACAACGGAGAGCAACAUAGUGCAAGACAGCGUAAAUAUACAAAACAAUGUCACACAAAAAAAUGUUACGGAAACCGACAUUCCGCAAAAUAAUGUGACCGAGAUUAAUACAUCAGUAGUACAAGUAGCAACUGGCAAUGUAACUGUAGAAAAUAUUACGGAAGAAAACACUGUGCUAGAAAAUAUAACAGAGAUCAAUACUGUAGGCGUCAUUACAGUUCAAGAUCUUACAACACUAGCUCUAACGACUCAAAUUCCGGUAACACCAGAAAAUAUAGCGACAUUUCAAGAAACUACCGCUCAAGAUGACACUGUACAGGACAUUACAGUUAAAGAAAUAACGACAAUUCAAGACAGUAUAACAAACAAGAGCGUAGUCCGAAGAUCGUUGUCACAAAUUGCAUUGACGAACGAGCAAAAGGUGUGGAAUCUUUUUAUUCAUAAUUUGCCGAAUGGUGGAUUUAUUGUACUGGUAGUUACAUGUCCAAAUCGAAUUUGUAAUGGGAAUGAAGAUCAUUAUUACCUAAUGAAAAUCAACGCCCAGGGAAAACUAAUCGGACAGUUGGAGAUCAAUAUCACGAGCAAAUGUCAUGCCAACAGUAACGAAGUUUUCGUAAAGAUAUUUGAAAACGAUCAAGGACAAUAUUGCUCGGUUAGAUUGUGUAUAGGCAGGAAAUCGAAAGAAGAACAAAUGGAAAUCCUGGUUAAUUGCUAUUGUAAUUCUGAUUUCAAGUGAGAUAUUCAGACUUUUUAAUUAUGAAUGCUGUCGUUUAUUUCCAGUUGAAUUAUUAUUAAUCAAAUAUAAAAUUAUAUCGUUAUAUCUAUUGGUACAGUUACAAACAAUAAAUUGUAUUGCGUUGUUGCUUUGCUGUAUCUGUUCUUUGCGGAGUUAAAAUGAAUGUUGACUUUAAUGGACUAUAAAAUGACAGCACCCUAACAGAGAUAAUUUUGUGCAUAUUUACUAAUCCGCAGCUCCGGUACCCUAAUAUCGAAAUGAUAACGGCAUAAACAUAAAAGACUACUUUGUUAACCGAAACUACACGACUAACUAUCACGAAGAUUCAUUAACGACUAACUUGCUUAACAAUAAACAGUAAACUAAAACUGCUUAGCAAUCUUCUGAUCUUCAUUUUUUGACGAUCGACGGUCGCAAGUAUUACACUAUUAUUAUUGAAUAAUCAAUAUUAGAAUAUUUUUCAUAGUUAUUUUUUAUAGUUAAUUGUUUUAUGUCUAUGUAAUAACUGAAAUAAAAGUUUGCUAU